Tigriopus californicus is the source of this 7696-nucleotide messenger RNA. It is a transcript of the gene Epg5, whose product is annotated as ectopic P granules protein 5 homolog. The record is from RefSeq and is a predicted model, not a curated record. NCBI's taxonomy places the organism in Eukaryota, Metazoa, Arthropoda, Copepoda, Harpacticoida, Harpacticidae. The transcript has 18 exons. Gene Ontology annotation, biological process: autophagosome maturation. Bases 367 to 7548 code for a protein of 2393 amino acids. Gene Ontology annotation, cellular component: cytoplasm.
AAACAAGACUGGCUAAUGCGCAAAUGUGAUCCCCAAAUGAACACGCCAUUCAGUCAAUCAUUCAUUAAUAAAGGUGGAACCGUUCAGUUACGCAAAUACACGCCCCAUUGAAGCCAGUGCUAAGUAGCGGUGCCCGCCUCUGGUUCAGGUUCUGGGCUAGGACAGUACAUGGGCAGGGUUGUGCGUCCGUCCGACGAUAACGCACCAUCCCACUACCUACGGACGGUUCGUUGACCCGUGGGAUAGAAGCAGGACAGGCGCCAUCAAACAAUCAGGGCAGAAGCCCCAGAAGCGCAUCUCUUUGAGGAUCCCCAGACCAUUUCUUUUGACCAUUCACGUGCUUCUGCUUCUGCUCCGGAUGCGGUCAUGAGUCAGUGGCCAUUGACUACGAGGGAUAUUGGGCACCACCCUGUUCAUGCCCAAGAAUCUGUGUUACCCUCACCUAGUGCUCCGCCCAAUGAUCAACCCAAUGAUCAACCCAAUGCUCCACCGUUGGUGCCCACCUGUCCGAGUUUGGCCGCUGCCUCGGCUACCUCCGCUCCCUCUUCGUACCCGCCAGACGCGAGUGACGCGAGUGACGCGCCCAGCGCGCCGCCAGCCAGGCCCACCCUGUCGGACCCGCCUCAGAGUCCCGAUUCGGCCUCCAGCCUCAACGCCGUGGCACUUGAGCUCGAGGUCCAGCCGGGCAGCCACUACUACGAAAACGGUUUCUUGGUUUGGUAUGACACUUUCGUUCGGGAAUUUUUGCUCGCCGAACGAGCCGGACAUGCACCCGGUCUCGACCCCGCCCUCCAAGCUCACGCCACGCGAGUGGAGCAACACGCCGCUCACCUCCGACAAGCUCAGGUUCGUUGGCAAACCCUCUUGACGGCUGAAACCAACCUUUGGUCGGCCAGUCAAUCUAGCGUCACCGGAUCGGGUCCUUGUGUGGAUGGACGUUCGGUCAAUGUGCAUCACGUUUAUGACCAGGUGGCCUGGAGUGGCUAUCCCGGACUAAACCGUUGGCGUGCAGCGGCUCGCGAAUGGCGUUCCACUCUGGAAGAAGACGCUCUUUUGGCUCGUUUUCACGUGUCGGCCGGGUAUCGGCUUCUGGCUCAGCAAUUCGGUGCAUUAGCCCGCCCUAAUCCAGCUAGGAAUGGACCCUCGAAUUUAGCCGAAGUGCGAAUGGCCGUGUCGGCCUUGUUUCGAGCCAUUCGCGUCCUUCCCUCGUGCCGCAGCCACGCUCACCAUGAUUUGGUGUCCUGGCUGCGAGUGCUCAUUGGCCAACGACUUCAAACGUCCAACCAUUUAACAGACACCCUCUUUGUCCUUAAUCACUUGCUCAGGUGUCCAAAAGGCGUAGGUCUAUGGGGUCCAUGUUUGAUUUCCCUUCCCAUACCGCGACUUGCGGCUAAUGGUGGAUGCAGCCAAGAUGACAUUCCUCUGUUUGAUUUACAAGUGACCGUCUUAUUUACUCUGUGCACUCCGACUGAAGGUCGAAGGGAUUUCGUUCGCCCCACUCCCACCAUUCGAUCCAAGCCCGAAACUGCGUGCUCGUCCAGUACUGCAUCCUAUUUCGAGGAAGAGUCUUGGUCCGUAUUGAACUGGCAAGGAUGUGAUGUCUCGGACCCCGAAGGAAAACAUCUGGAUGAAGCGGAUUUGUUGCCAUUUUUUAAUCAAUUGCACAUUCCGGCAUGUUUAGAGUUUUGUUGCCAACUAUCACUUGCAAAUUCGAGUGCCCCUUGGAGCGGAACUUUAAGAUCUUUGGCCAUGAUCCAAUCGCUGUUAGGCGUGCUAAGAAACGCCUUAAUAACGUUCCAUGAAAAAGCUUUCGAUUUCGUGCUCAUGCGCAUUUGUGAAUACAUGGAGCAUACCUUGUGGACUCUCAUAGAUCUGGAGAUAAUUAGCCGCAAAACGCUCACCCAUGGACAAGUACAACAUGUUCAGCUGGAGUGUGUAUCUUUCUUCUCCGAGAGUCUGACUAGCGUGAUAGACUCUGGAAAUCCAAUUUGUUUCCAACGGUUCUCGUAUCUUCCACUUGAUCACCUCCCAUCUAACUCAUUGCCUCAAGUGAUGUUAAUUUUUUAUGGACAAACGAAUUUGAGUGUCGAAGAGCCGUCCAUUGAUCUACCCGUGUCUGUGGAGUUGCCGUCGCUGGUUGCAAGACUCAAAAGUUUGAAUCAAGAAAAUCGUCAUCAUUUGUUUACAGCCAUGACUACUGUACUGAAAAAUGCUGAUCACACAGUGUCAUUGCAAUCCUACUUGGCAGAUUUCGUGGUGUUGGGAUACGUGACUUCAGGGUCCUUCGAGCGAUACCCUGAAUUAUGCACACCAGCUUUGUCUGUUUUAGCUCAUGAGCAUCCUGGUGUGAUAUCCCACAUUCUAACUUGGCUGCCAUCUCUUGGAAAAGAUAUUGAUUGUCAAAAGGAUGUGGUUGAUAUGCUCCACAAACUUCCCAUUGAGAAUUGGAUUCCUCAAGGGGAGGAUGUUAACCUUCUUUGUGAGCGAUUAUUAAAUCAAAUUCACGACCCCGUUCAACAAGAAUGGACUAAAACAAUUUUGGAUAGAAUUCCAUGGAGCAGCGCUCUUCUUGACAAAGCAAGUAGAGAAAAAGUGGCUUUGAUCGUUGUGGAAGUGGUUCGUCGCUUGUCUGAGGAAUCUUCAGUCACAUGGAACGCCGCCAUUUGGUCCAACCCGACCGAAACCAGUUUCUUGAGCUGGGCAUGGCAGAUUUUACCCAAAUUGAAACUCCACUUACAAGAGCAACCUAAAAGAAGGAUACAGAGAGAAGAUGUUCAGUGGGGUGACUAUGAUCAAGAAGCUAGAUUUCACCAUUUACGAACUCAAGUGAAUCAAAACAAUCCAGUGGCUGCCUUCGUGACAUUGCAAUCGACUCAACUGGGACAUUCCGUUCCCGAAAUAUGUGAGCGAGGCUGGAAAGUGCUCAAGAUCACGCUUCAAAGAGCUCCCGUCGAAGCUGUUCUCCUCUGUUUGUUUGACAUGAUCAAAAUGUUUUUGGCUUGUCCUGCUGAUCUAGUCAAUAACGAAGACUUUCAAACCAUUUUAACCAGUCUUCUAGUAGGAGAUCACGGACUGAUUCAAUCGGCGAGGGAAAUCACUGGGUUUGAUUCGAAAUCAUCCGUUGCCUCGAUCAUGCGAGAGUGGAUCUUGCUUGACUUACGAAACAGAAAAAGGAAUGAGGUUGAUGUUCUGAGUUGGAUAGAAAUAUGGUUGCUCAUUCUAACAAGUAUUGCUGAUUGGCACACCAACCGCAUUAUUCUUCAAGUCUUGAACGCUAUUGUUGAAUCGGUUUUUCAACAAGAGAGACCAAGGCGUCACGUGGUUGCCCAUUUUGCUUUUGAUUUCAAGGUCAAGGUCGAGUCAGAAGAUAGGGGUGCCAAGAUUGAAGGCUUCACCAGUUGGAUACAAAGGUCUUGUUCUCCUUUCACUUUCAUGAGUGAGGUUGGCUUUGAAUUCCCGUGGCUGGCUUGCUGUUUAAUUCUCGCCGAAGAAUGCCAUCCAACCUUUGUACAAUUCUGUGAUCAAGUCGUGCGUCACUUGGACCAUUCUGAAGCAUCAGUGGAUGAGGCUGUACGAAUCGCUCAAGAGGCCGGGAUCGAGCCCGAUUUGAAUUGGACCACAAACGAGCUCCCCAUCUACCGAUGGUCCAAACUUUUCCUUGCCAUCCCUGAGAAGGACCUUGCUGUGGCUGUGAUAGCAUUCCAGAUGUUUUCAAGUUCAUUCUUUGUGAAAACCAAGUUCAAGGAAAGUUCUAGUUGGAUGUUUGUGGGGCCGACUUUCUUCAGUGGUUUCGUGAACCGGCGAUAUUUCGAAAAGAUUAAAUCGAAAUUGAUGUUCUGCGAAACGCAGGUAAUAAAACUGGAGUCCAAACAGUUAUUCCAAGCCUUUCUCCAUUGGAUAAGCAAUCCAGAAUUACUUGACCCCAAAGUUCAUAUACCAAGCUUACCAAAGAACCUCUUGCCCGGUUAUCUUAAUCAAAUUGUGGAUCAAAAUGAGCAUUGCGACAAGAAUACGAUACUGUGGAUGGAUCUCGUGUCCCUAAUGUUGGUGGAAACGAAUUCCAAAGAAAUGUCACCAGAAAAGAAACCAUGUCCUCAAAUCGCGAGUUUCCUUGAGCUCAAAUCUCGAAGACCAGACGUUCAGAAGAUUGAAAUGAAGCCAUCAGUCAAAAAGGGACCAAUGGACAGUCUUGACGAACACAUGGCUCACCUCUCGGUUGUUGACGAAAACAUUUCUCCCUUCCAAGUUCGAGAAAUCUUGGACUCUUUCAGUCGAGAAUUGACUGCAUUUGUCGAGCACUGGAAUGUGUUGAGCGACGAUUUACAACUUCAGUUAACCCGCCGAUCCGACCUUCUUGCCCAUUUGUUCAAACAGGAGCAAAAAACCGUCACCUUAAGCGCCUCUUGUCCCACCAGUUUCGGCCUAAAAGGACCUAAGUAUUGUUCAGGGCCAGCUCAAGUGCGUUUGCAAUUCGAUCAGUGGGUCCAACAAGACAAUGUUAAGCAACAGCUCUGUGAUAACCUUCAACUGGUGGCUCGACUGGGGCAAGACCUGGAGCAGCGUGUCCUAAAUCGAUCGCUAAUUGCCACUAUGACAAACAUUCAAGCUUUGGUCAAUUUGCUUACAUCAAAGACGAGACUCAUGAAGGAAGGCGAAGAAAAAGGUUUUACUCUGGGCUUGGAAGUGAUCCAGCGUUUGGUGUCCAUUUUGACAGAGGACUGGUGUCGCUUGCCGCUGGUGAAGCAUUUCUUCUCCACCCAACUCGAGUCAUUGGCCGAGUCGUUUUUGUCCAAUGUGCCAAGUCAGUGUCUGACCCUUGUGAACUACUUGGCUGAGAAACCAUUCCUUAUGAGCUUUUUGAGCUCUUGCUUCACUCCAAAUGUUGUCAAGUCUGCCGACUUUAUUACCAUGUACUCGAAAAUAGUUCUCAUUGAAAAUGAAGAGCAUGCUUUCGUCCUUUUGUCCAAGAUUUCGAUAUUGGAUUGGUAUGACAAUGUGAAUCCUUCGCUGGAAUUCCGCUCCGACUUGAUUCGUAUUAUUGGAGAUGCCAUCCGACAAGAGAUGCGCACUUUGGAAUCGAAUCCAUCACCAACAUCCCAAUCAAGCUGUUCGUUUGGGUCACUUUUGCUCGCCAAGCACGAGCAAAAUCUUCACCAGCUUGGACGGGUCGAAUUCCCUAAUCAUUACUUUCAAAUACUCAGCCUCUUGCUAGAUUUCAGGCAAAAUCAAAAUGUUAAGAUUUGGUUCGACUUUCUGCAUUUGCAAAUUCCUCCAGAAGCGACAAACUGCAAGCCUUUACACCUCAACUCACAUCCUAGAGAUAUUCAAGAUUACCUGAAAUCGUGCCGUCAUUUCAUGGCUAAAUUUGUGCAUUACACGGAAAGAAAGGAGAUUGAUCUUUGCAUUUUGAAAUUGCGCGACUUCUUUGAUGAAGAGCGGCAUCAAACAGGACUCAAUGGGAUCUAUUCAAAAUACGAUCGGUUGUAUAUGCCCAUCAGUAUUUUUAUUGCCCAAAUGUCACAAUUCCUUCUAAUUGAAGCCCUCUCUGCUCAAGGAAAUUUGGAGUCUGUGUGGCGAGGGAUGUGGACAAUGUUUAGUCCAUGGCUUUGCCCUAUUCCCGUGUCUGAGAUCCGAACAGCGCAAUGGAUCCAAGAUCUGGCCUCAAAUAAUCGUUUCCUUCUCCCAUGGACUCUGGAAGAAUCGCCUCAAGCUGUUUUUGUAGCCGACAUGUUCGUACUGUUGUCCCACGAUAUCGGUCUUGAAUGCAAAGAAUUCACCAAGAUCCUUUCGUUGUUGUGGCAAAUGUACUGCCAGAAGUUUGCCCUUCUUUCAUCGUCGUCAGGAUCUGGAGUCAAAGACCACAUUUUAGAAGUGAUUCAAGCUGCUUUGAUCAAGUUGCCUUGGAACACGUUCUCGCCCACCAGAGUGGAUUUUCAGCUGAUGGUGAAUCUCAAGGAUUGUGAUAUCAUGAUUACUCAUUCUUUCGUUGGAAAGAUCUUCACUCAAAUCGCAUGGAAAAGGUUCUUGGCCAAGAACUCGCCCUGUCUUUCGCUCAUUAUGAAGGAUUUCAUCUCUGUUUUCCUGUGGGUUCGCUUCGGGCCAGAUUUCCGACAAAAGAAUAUCGAUUUACUCCGCAUCUGCUUGGCCUUCAAAGACACGCCAUCCUUGCAACAAAUGCCCUUACCAGAUUACAAGGAAUUGUUGCUCUUAUUUGUUACUAGAGUGGACUCCAAAGCUAUUACUCACAUUUUCGACGACGAGAGUAUUGAUGGGAACAUGAUUAGAUUCUUCAAUUGUUCCGGUGGUUCCCCGGGUAGUACGUCUGAUGAAGAAUUGCGUACCAAAUCCAUAGAAUUGGCCACAAACAUUCUUAAGCUAUUCGACCAUUGCUUUAAGAAGUACCCCAAAUUCAUCCAAGAGCAUAAGGUUGAACUGGCCACUGGGUUUCAAUGGUUGUUGGCUCUAGUCGAGCAUCAAUGGAAACCAAGCGAAGGAUUGGAAGACGCUGAAGGUCAUUUUGCGGCUAUUACGCUGAAAGAAAUCCUGCUGAUUUGUCUGGAAACAAAUUCCAACCUUGCCAAAUUCAUGCUACCCGAAUUGAGCCAUUACCAAAGAUCCAUGCAAUCCAGUUCCAUGACCAAGAUCGCCGUCUUAAAAUUUGCCGGCGAACUCACCGAGAGUUCCAGCUCUCUCUCUUUGGCAACGGUUUUCGAGUCUUGCAUUAUUGGACUGUGGGAAACGGGUCAAGUGAAGUCUUGGUGGGACGUGGCCUCGCAACUGGAGCAAACUUGGCCUACUUUGGAUUCGAAACGUGACUCCAUGCUUUUGAAAUGUUGCUUGGAAGAAGGUUUAUGCAAACAAUUGGUUUUGCGAACGGUCUUAAUUACAUUUGGAUCCGCGGACAAUGGCUCAUCAAAAGCGUUUGAAAUCGCCAUCAAAUGGAUGCGUACCAUUCAACUCACAUCAUUAAGCAACGAGGAUUUUGCUCUUCUUCUGUGGAUCCUCCUUUACUUACUCGAUAACAUUAAGAGAGAGUUAGAUGACCGUGAGGAAAGAAAGGACGAAAAGUCUGAGUCAAAAGACUUAUCCAUUCUUGUGAACGACCUAAUGGGAUUCCUUUAUGCUGUGGUUGAACCCUCGCACGGAUAUUCGACUCAACUCAUGAAUGUGUUCGGGUUGAGUACGGUUUCCUCCUUCAAGCCAUUACCCGUCAUGUGCUUGGUAUUCUAUUCGGUGCUCCAAGUUUUAUAUAGGUUUCAAAGUUCCGCCCCCAAAAAUAACGUGGCAAUACAUUCGAACCCGCGAGAUCCAAUUUUCAAUUCGGUAAUGACGUCUCUGAAUGGUGAAGAACGCUAUCGGGAUCUCAUGGAAUGGAUCCAACCAUAUCUUCCUCCCAAGACUGCCUCUGGGAUUGCUGACGAACCUUCGGGACCAAAGACGACUAAUGCCCCCUGUCCACAAAUUCUACACCAAUGGUUCAUAACUCUUUGCCAGAAAGCUCUUAUAACCAAUGGGAGUUUGUUCGUUUUCCGAGAAGAUAAAGCUUAGAAAACACGCACAACUGACAUGACGCUUCCCCUGAUUCUGAAUGAAAAAAAAUGAUAUUUCCAAUUCAUUCCUUUCAUUGAACAAGGAUGAAAAUAAACGAUACUAAUACGAAAAUAACCUAAAUAAAUAAACAACAAGGAUGAGCAAA